CAGUUCAUGGGCUAAUUUUUCUCUUCAAGUGGCAGCCUGGAGAGGAACCAGCAGGUUCUGUUGUUCAGGACUCCAGACUGGAUACAAUAUUUUUUGCUAAGCAGGUAUGAUUUGGUCCUCUAUUUGAGGCCACAGAACUCUGGAUGGUCUUACAUACCCUUUGAGCUAGGAUACCUAGGCACAAUGAGGUAAUUAAUAAUGCUUGUGCAACUCAAGCCAUAAUAAGUGUGCUGUUAAAUUGUGCUCAUCAAGACAUCCAUCUAGGAGAGACUUUGUCAGAAUUUAAGGAAUUUUCACAAAGUUUUGAUGCUGCAAUGAAAGGUUUGGCACUGAGCAACUCAGAAGUGAUUCGGCAAGUUCACAACAGUUUUGCCAGACAACAGAUGUUUGAAUUUGAUGCAAAGUCUUCAGCAAAGGAAGAAGAUGCAUUUCAUUUUGUGAGCUACGUUCCUGUUAAUGGUCGUCUGUAUGAGCUCGAUGGCUUAAGGGAAGGACCAAUUGAUUUAGGUGCAUGCAACCAGGAUGACUGGAUAAGUGCUGUACGGCCUGUCAUAGAGAAGCGUAUACAAAAAUACAGUGAAGGUGAGAUAAGGUUUAACCUGAUGGCUAUUGUGUCUGACAGGAAGAUGAUAUAUGAGCAGAGGAUUGCAGAGUUACAGCAACAGCUGGCAGAGGAGGAGCCUAUGGAUACAGAUCAAAGUAGUAAUAUGCUAAGUUCUAUACAAUCAGAAGUUGCAAAAUACCAGAUGUUAAUUGAAGAAGAGAACCAAAAAUUAAAAAGAUAUAAGAUCGAAAAUAUUAGAAGAAAACAUAAUUACCUGCCUUUCAUCAUGGAAUUAUUAAAGACUCUAGCAGAGCACCAGCAGUUAAUACCAUUAGUAGAAAAAGCAAAAGAAAAACAGAAUGCCAAAAAAGCUCAGGAGGCCAAGUGAAGAUGACUUUGCAUAAUACAUACAGUUAUUUGCUUCUGAAACUAUUUUCAUGAUUACAAAUAAAACUUUUCAUAAACUUCAAAUUUUGUCCAGUGCACGUUUGACAGUUGUAACACUUUGUCUUGUACUGUAUGCACGGGUCUGAUUCCUUCCUUCCCCUGCAUCUUGUGCAUGUAGUACUGCUAAGCAAUGUUUAAGUUCUCUUCAGAUUCAGUAUUUAAGUCUGAUUGCUGAAAACUUGGGAGGUGGACCCAAAAAUGUGCAAGGAGAACAUGCCCAUGUUGUCCCGUUUGAACAUAUAACGAUACAAACGCCAGAGUUUUAAGCAUAAGCAUGAGCUUUCUUUGCUCAUCCCUACUAACAGUUACAAUACCUUCCAGUUGUUCAGUGGCAUAGCCUGUGUCUUUGUUUUUAUGAAGUAUGUGUCUAAUUUUUUUACAAAAUUGAAAAGUAUGAAUUUAGCUGUAGAAACAUUUGCAAAGACCAAUGUAUAAUCUUAAAAGAACUGCAUUGCUUUAGUAGAAAAGAUAAUAAAUAUUCCCAUUUUUAUUUUGGCAAA
Molecule: messenger RNA, 1491 nt
Organism: Manacus vitellinus (golden-collared manakin)
Lineage: Eukaryota; Metazoa; Chordata; Aves; Passeriformes; Pipridae
Gene: UCHL5
Product: ubiquitin C-terminal hydrolase L5
Exons: 10
Coding region: 315-932 (205 amino acids)
Biological process (GO): protein deubiquitination; ubiquitin-dependent protein catabolic process
Cellular component (GO): cytoplasm; Ino80 complex
Molecular function (GO): proteasome binding; cysteine-type deubiquitinase activity
Source: RefSeq, a predicted model, not a curated record